Messenger RNA from Mesitornis unicolor (brown roatelo), 2935 nucleotides. RefSeq names its product KIAA1107 ortholog. Lineage: Eukaryota; Metazoa; Chordata; Aves; Mesitornithiformes; Mesitornithidae. The annotation marks the transcript as partial. The record is from RefSeq and is a predicted model, not a curated record. The transcript is spliced from 3 exons.
CCUGACAAAAACAUCAGCUGGAAAAGGGAAUCAUGAACAAAAUGUACAAGCUGCUCUAAAGAAAAAAGGGAAUGCGAGCAGCAAUUCAGCAGCACAGCAAAAGGCUCAAAACACACCUACCAAUUCUCCCAAGAACCAAGGACCUCAGGGGGAAUCACCAAAUUCCCUGAAAUCAGGAAUGUCUCCAAAACAUAACGAAGACAAAAAUGUGUUACAACAUUUGGUUCAGACAACACUCCCAGAAAAACAUCCUUCAGCCAAGAAGAGGAGUGUUAAGCAGUCGCAAACACCUGUAGCAAAAGCCACUGCAAAAAUAACACCUAAAACUCAGGCUCAGUCAAAGCACGCUGAGAUUAUGAAUAAUAAAGACCCAAAACCGAAAACAACUGUAUUAAAAUCUCAAUCCUCUGCCCAAAAACAUUCAAGGAGUGAAUCUCCUGUUGUCCAGAAGAACGGUCACGUCUCUGAGCACAGAAGCUCAGGACAGAAACUUGAAAAAACCGUGGCUGACGCUGUGGCAGGACAGCCUCACGACAACAGCGAAAAGCAAAGUGCAUCUUUAACAUCUGUCAUGGAAAGUAGCAGCCAAGAUAAACUGGGGGCAUCCUGUCAACCCAAUAAACAAAAAUUACCAGAUCCUUCUGAAAAUGGGGAAUACAAAACACAAUCUGAAUCAUCUUCUCCUCUAAUUACAAAAGAAACUAUUUCUAAACUGCACGUUUCACCGCAAAAUGAAAUGGAAGCAAUACAACUUUGUGGAGAUCAGACUGGCAUGAAACAGCUUAAAGAUACAGAGAAAGAUUAUAAUAAAGCUGAACUUCACUGUCAUGCAGAGUCUUCCAGUGAUGGAUACUCAGACUUUUCCAAGGAAACAAAUCAGAAGGCUGCUGCUUCAGGAGAACCGGUGAAACAUUCAAAAGCAAGAGAAGUCUGUAGUGAGCAAAGGGAUAAAUUAAACACUGAAGCAGGUCUUAACAACAGUGAAAAUGCUUUAACAGUAACCAAUAAAGAGGACAGAACAUCAUCUCCUCACGUCCAUAUGGAGGGAUUUCUCACAGCUGAUGAGCUGUGUGAUGCAUCAGCCUUGACCGAAUACAAAUCGGUUACAGCGGAUUUAGAUGAUGUUUCAGAGUGCUCCACAGAACAAAUAACAGAAAAAUGUUCCCCUAGUUACACAGAGCCUAUAGAUCCUACAGAAAUGCUAGAAAACCACGAAAAUGCAGAAACUCCCUUUGGAGACCACUGGAGUAGUGGUACGGUAGAUCCAAAAGAGAGUCCUGAAUCAGAUACCGGCAGUGCAACCACAUCCUCUGAUGAUAUAAAACCACGAUCAGAAGACUAUGAUGCUGGAGGCUCUCAGGAUGAUGAAGGAUCCAACGAAAGAGGGAUUUCUAAAUGCAGCACUAUGUUAUGCCACGAUUUUCUUGGACGAAGCAGCAGUGACACAAGUACACCUGAGGAAUUAAAAAUUUACGACAGCAGCCUAAGAAUAGAAGUAAAAAUGAAAAAAGAGGGUUCUGAUCUCUUCCGUGUUAAUUCAACGAGUGAUGAUGAAAUACCAAGAAAAAGACCUGAGAUUUGGUCCCAUCAAGGAGGUGCAAGGACCAAUACUAGAGAAAGCAAAAGCUCUACUUUCCCCAAUGCACAGUUUACGCAGGAAGCAGACCAAGUUUCUUCUUCCGCUGAUGAAACAGAGGAUGAUAGAUCUGAAGCAGAGAACAUCGCAGAAAAGUUUCCUCCAUCGAAUGUUCCUCCUCCACAGUUUCAAGGAAUCGAUAAUUUAGCUUUUGAAGACGCAACAGAACAUGAUACUGCAAGUCGCGACUUUUCUAAAACUAAACAUUUCAAACGAUCUGUUUUACUGUCAGUAGAUGAAUGUGAAGAACUGGGAUCUGAUGAUAGAGUGGAAACUCGUACUUCGUGUCAGCAUUCAGUAGAUUCUCUUACUCCUUCAGAAGUAUUUGACAGUGUUUCUCAAGAGCACCAUGGAAAGACUUUUUAUUCAAGAUACUCCCUGGAAAUUGAAGAUGGAUUCCUGGAUUGCAAACAGCCUAAGGAUAGAGACAAUAGACCUGAUAAGAGCGAAAGUUCUCCCCUACAUCUUCAUGGCACUGAAAUCCCAGGGAAGGAGAAUCAAGGUGCUUCAAUGCCUGAACAGAAUUGCCCAGAGAAAGUACAUACAGCAGCUAGUCCAUGUCCAGGAGAAAAACAAAAUGUAAAUACGAAGAAUGAGGUGGCCAGUGAAUUUCAGCAGUGCAAUAAUAAAUACUUAGACAAUGAUGCAAAAUCUCAAGAAAGACCGUGUCAUUUGGAUCUUCAUCAGAGGGAAACUAAUUCUGAAGUGCAAAAGAGCAGCUCUGCAAAACCUGUAGAAGGCAGUAAGAAUCAGAUACUGACUCAGGAAGGUCAAGUGAGAGACAGUCAACCAGCAACUACUGAAUGCGCUAAUACUGAUUUACUUCCAGGAGACAUAGAUGAUUAUGACACAAUGGCACAAACCUGCAUGUAUGAGCAUCGGCCUUCAAAAACCCUUUCUCCAAUAUAUGAGAUGGAUGUUGGAGAAGCAAUUGAGCAGAGGAUGGAUUCAGAAACAGCAGUUCUAGAUGUGGAGUUUGAAGAUCAGCAGUUUGCAGAACAGGACUGGACUCUCCUUAGGCAAUUGUUAUCUGAGCAGGACUCAAAUAUAGGUUUCAAAAACUCUGUUCCUGAAGACCUUAACUUAGCACAAUGUCUCAUCAAUCAGACACUGUUUCUGGCACGAGAUGGUUCGAAUCCUCAGGGUACAUCACAAGUUGACACAUUCAGUAGGUGGACUGAACUUAUGUCUCCACUUGAUGACUCUUCAGCAAGCAUUACAGUGGCAAGCUUUUCAUCUGAAGACUGUUCAUCCCCUCAAGGGGAAUGGACCAUUCUUGAACUGGAAACCCAUCAUUAA